Molecule: messenger RNA, 1544 nt
Organism: Phycodurus eques (leafy seadragon)
Lineage: Eukaryota; Metazoa; Chordata; Actinopteri; Syngnathiformes; Syngnathidae
Product: activated RNA polymerase II transcriptional coactivator p15-like
Exons: 5
Coding region: 95-472 (125 amino acids)
Biological process (GO): positive regulation of transcription initiation by RNA polymerase II
Cellular component (GO): transcription regulator complex; nucleus
Molecular function (GO): DNA binding; transcription coactivator activity
Source: RefSeq, a predicted model, not a curated record
UUGGAAGCAGAGAAGAAGAAUUUGAAGCAGAAGCAGCACAACUUCGGUGGAGACGAUUCAGUCCAAUUAAGAACUACGAAUAUACACAUUCAUAAUGCCUAAACCAAAGGAAGUGCUCUCCUCCACAUCUGGGAGUGACUCUGAUAGUGAUGUUGAAACCAAGGCAAAGAGAAAGAAGUCAAGUGCACCAGAGAAACCGGUUAAGAAACCAAAGACGGGAGAGAGUGUUAAGCCUGGUGGGUCUUCCAAAGGCAGCAGUAACACUGGCGACAACAUGUUCCAAAUCGGAAGGAUGAGAUAUGUCUCCGUUCGGGACUUCAAAGGUAAAGUUCUGAUCGACAUCAGAGAGUACUGGACGAAUCCAGAUGGGGAUAUCAAGCCUGGAAAGAAAGGCAUCUCCCUGAAUCCUGAACAAUGGAACCAACUGAAAGACCAGAUUUCCGAAAUUGAUGACGCCAUUAAGAGUAUAUAAGCAAUCCUUGGAACCUUUGAAAAUGUUGGUUAACUCGUUUUGUAAAAAAAAAAAAAAAAAAAAAAAGCCUGGGAUUCUUUUGUAACUGACUUUGACGGAAUAUUUAAUUUGUCACAGUUUAGCGUUAAUGCUGUUGCAUCUCUUUUUUUAUUUUUAUUUUUCCAUGUGAAGCUUGUUAUUGAGCAGUGUACCUUUUGAGCUGUGUACCUGUGAGCUAUGUUGUAGAUAGCGGUAAAUAGAGGCUGCUUAUCCUAGCGUGGCACAUUUACAGUUCAUAGUAAAACUAAAACAGUUGAUUGGUAUUAAAGUUUUGCAAAAGUUGCAAGAUCGUGUUCAUAGUCUGACUGUCAUAGCAAGCAAAACAAAUUUUUAACUGCUCUUUCAAUCAGGAGCGAUGAUAUCAUGCGUAUAUCUGAUGACCGAGCCCCAAAUACCUACAGGCUCUUAAUAAAUGACAUUAUUCAAAACGUAUGGCAUGAAUUAACUCAUAAAUUGUUUCUGUUUUGAGAAGGAAUGUUGUGAAUCAGUCCAAAGUUUUAACAUACACUAUAAGGCGAUCACGGCACUUACUACCGUAUAUCAUCAUUUGGAUAGACUAUAGCUAUGCUAUACAAUAAAGCAGUACAUCUUGAGGGGGAUAACCUUUCAACUAAACCACAUGCAAACUACACUGAAAGGUAUUGAACAAGUACAAACUCCAGAAGCAUCUUGCCGGGAGCCGUACUUCCUCUGUGCCGUAGCAAAUAACAUGGACACUAUAAAUGUACAAUCCGGCGAGUUAAGGUCAACUAUAACAGUCGUUUUCAUCAUUUGAUCAAUAAUGUAAAGAUGAUUUUUUUGUUUGUUUGUUUGUUUGUUUUAAAGCAAUUAUGCUUCCUGGGUUUUGUCGGGUUUAAUUUCUCCCACGCUGCAACAGCCUCGCUUCAAGUCCUAUUUUCAAAGUUAGCGAUGAUUUCAAAUUGUAGGCAUUCGUAGUAAUGGCAAUCCGAAUUGACGGAGCAAAUGGUGGUGGCCCACGGAAAUACACUUCUUGCAUAACGGUAAAAAAUAAAUAAACUUGCUUCCUAAAAAA